UCCGGCCUGGCGGGUAAACCUGUUUCCUGGGCUCGCGCUCACCUGUGGGACAGUAGUUGCCGCCCGCGGGGAGUCCCCGGACCUCACGCCUACUCUCUUAAUGUUGAGCUGUGCCAGAAGAGAAACUGUGCAGUUGAUGUGACAUCUGGAAGAAAGGGCAAUUGGUAUACCUCUACGUUGUACGGACAGAGAGAGUUCCCUCACUACUCUCCAGCUCCAUAGCAUAUAGUGGUGGGCUCCCAGUUUUCCAACUCUGAAGUGUUUUCCAGUCAAAGCAAAGAGAAGAUUUGUGGAUGUUGAACAUGCAAGGAGCUGAAGAGCCAGAGCUCGGAAGAGAGGUUUGUCCAGAUCUGAUGAGCAAGUCUGUUCCAGAGCAGGAUGUCUCUGAAACUGAUUCACCAGGGGUAGUAGCAAAGAGCCUGCGAGAGGAUACAUACCAGGAUACUACAUUUGAAGAAAAAUAUGCAUGUGGGAGCGUGAAGGAAAACCCUUCCGGAGAGCUUCCAGGACCACGUCUUUUCAAAGAAGGAGGUUUGGGGGGAAUAACUUUUAUCCGCAAGGAAGUAUCUCCUGAAAUGAUUAGCCAAGAAUAUAAUUUUGAGAGAAGCUUGCUUUUGACCUCAAGCUUUGUUACACAUCUCAGGGUUUCUACACAAGAGGGCCUACAUCAGUGGGAGACAAGUAGCAUACACACCAGUGAGAUUUCAGACCAGAGUAAAUGUCCAACCCUCUCUCCGCAGAAAAAGUCUUGGGAAUGUAAUGAAUGUGGAAAAACUUUUACUCAGAGCUCAUCCCUUACCCAUCAUCAGAGGACUCAUACUGGAGAGAGACCCUAUGCAUGCGAGGAAUGUGGGAAAGCCUUCAGUCGUAGCUCCUUCCUUGUUCAACAUCAAAGAAUUCACACCGGAGUAAAACCAUAUGGAUGUGAGCUGUGUGGGAAAACCUUUCGGUGUCGAUCAUUUCUUACUCAACAUCAAAGAAUCCAUACUGGAGAGAAGCCUUAUAAGUGUAACGAAUGUGGGAAUUCCUUCCGCAAUCAUUCCCAUCUCACUGAACAUCAGCGAAUUCACACUGGAGAGAAACCUUACAAGUGUAAUCGAUGCGGGAAGGCAUUCAAUCAGAACACACACCUCAUUCAUCAUCAGAGGAUACACACUGGUGAGAAACCUUAUUUAUGCAAUGAAUGUGGCUCUUCUUUCCGUAAACACUCAAACCUUACACAACAUCAGAGAAUUCACACUGGGGAGAAACCCCAUAAAUGUGACGAAUGUGGGAAGACUUUCCAAACAAAGGCAAACCUCUCUCAGCAUCAGAGAAUUCAUACUGGAGAGAAACCCUAUAAAUGUAAGGAAUGUGGCAAAGCCUUUUGUCAGAGCCCCUCCCUUAUUAAACACCAGCGAAUUCAUACUGGAGAAAAACCCUAUAAAUGUAAGGAAUGUGGCAAAGCUUUUACUCAGAGCACCCCACUCGCUAAACAUCAGAGAAUUCAUACAGGGGAGAGACCUUACAAAUGCAGUGAAUGUGGUAAAGCCUUCAUUCAGAGCAUUUGCCUCAUUCGGCAUCAGAGAAGUCACACUGGAGAAAAACCCUAUAAAUGCAAUGAAUGUGGGAAGGGCUUUAAUCAGAAUACCUGCCUCACUCAGCAUAUGAGAAUUCAUACUGGAGAGAAGCCCUAUAAGUGUAAAGAAUGUGGGAAAGCCUUUGCUCAUAGCUCAUCUCUUACUGAACAUCAUAGAAUGCACACUGGUGAGAAGCUCUAUAAAUGUAGCGAGUGCGAGAAAACUUUCCGCAAGUAUGCACACCUUAGUGAACACUACAGAAUUCACACUGGUGAGAAGCCCUAUGAAUGCAUUGAAUGUGGAAAAUUCUUCAGACAUAGUUCAGUCCUUUUCAGACAUCAGAAACUUCACAGCGGUGAAUAACCCAGGCGUUCAGGUUAUGACAGCUUCUCUAGAAAGAGUGACUAGGAAUCUGGCUGGGGGCAGAGAGGCAGGUACGUUUCCUGGAGGGAGCACUGACUGUUACACUCAGAAGAUUAUUUCUAGUUAUGGAGGCGGGAGCUUGGAGAAUGCAGAGCAUUCAGCCGGGCAUCUGGGAAUUCAGGGUAGAAAGAAAGUUCCUGCUUUUCAGAUAAAUCCUUGCUGCUUGCCACUCUUCCUCCUUGUGACCGUCAUAUCUUGAGGUGCCAUCUGUUAAGUUGGCACUUGUGUUUCCCUUACUGCACUCCUGCCCCCACCUCCCCAGCUUGUGACCCGUGUCCUCUGGCCAGUAGGCUGAGGUGCUUUUCCAAACGUUCAGUGUGAAAGUGGCAAGAGUUCUGAGGUAGUGCUCCGUGGCCUUGAGGUGUCUGAGGCUGCUCUGAAAAUGCCAUCUGUAGACGUAGUCUCAUGAAGGCGAGGCAGAAAUAAGGGAAAACAAAGACUCCUUAUUCAUUCACUCAACAAAUAAGGGGGUACGUGGCAAGAACUGGGCUUAUGUCUACAGAUAUGUUCGUGAAGAAGGUUUUUAUCAGGGUGAGGGAGAUCUUUCCUGAUCCUUUCAAGCUGGAAGGCAAUUUGGGGCUAAAAUGGAAGUAGGAGGUCAAGAGAAACUUGAGUGAAGCCAGUUUGUGGAAAGGGAGUCAGAUCUGCUCAGAGGUCCAGGAAGAGGAGCAUUGACUUACCCAGGAGGGAAAUCGCAUGUGGUAGGCUGCUGGUGCUGAGGGACAACAUCCAAACGGCUGUCAAUGGACAUUUAGGCAGGAGAAACCAUUAGUGAUGAAGACGGCCUUUUAGGUUGGCUGGAUUCAGGGCUGCUGGACCAGUCCUGAAGAGAAUGUCAGUCAUUGUAGUGGGGAGGGCUAGGUUUCAUUUAAUUAUGCCAUUUGUGGCUAUAAACAGAUUAGUUAGGUUUCAAAUGUUUCCGUUUUUAUUGGGACUGUCUUAUUCUUGGAUAUUUUACCUUUCCCUGCAGGUUAGGUGUAGUUAGGGAAACACCGUCAUGGGAACAAUUUGGAAAGGGUUCUAGAGAUAAUCACCUCUUUUUCAAAUCCUUGAAUAUUGAGACAGUACAGUUAGCCACUGACUAUGACAGUAUUUUAUUCUUUUAAAAGACUUUUUUUCCUCCUUUAUUUCCUUACUCCCUUUCAUGAUCUUAAUUGCUACCCAGAGCUUGAGCUCUGAGAGAUGAGGUAAGGAUAGCCUUUGACUGGUAUUUGGAAUACUUUCUGUCCUCUGAAGUUUAUACUAGUUUUAAAAAUAAUGACUAUUAAAAACAAAGUCAGUUGUUUCUGGAAUGGUUGGUUACUUAGAACUCAGUAUUAAUUCUUUUUUUCCAGAGCAACUGCCUUGUAAGUAGUGGUUUGAGCUAUUAAUUACCAUUGAUAGGAAUGUGGCAGAAAUAUCACUGUCUUCCUCUCUAGCUGUAAACAUUAUAUUCAAAACCUGCCACAGGGCAAUUAAUAAUCGAGUAAAUCAAUACUUUAUGGACAAAAAUAACCCUGUUAAAACUUUAUGUUCAUGAAAAAUUAUAUUAUUGAAAGGAAAUAUUGAUGUACUUGUACUUUAUAAAUGAAAAUAACACUAUAGAAUUCAUUGCUGGCACAUAGUAUAUGUUCAAUAAAUAUUUGUUGAAUUAA
This is a messenger RNA of Hyaena hyaena (striped hyena), 3616 nucleotides long. RefSeq names its product zinc finger protein 502 (gene ZNF502). Lineage: Eukaryota; Metazoa; Chordata; Mammalia; Carnivora; Hyaenidae. The coding region runs from base 294 to 1922 and encodes 542 amino acids. The record is from RefSeq and is a predicted model, not a curated record. The transcript has 4 exons.